Manihot esculenta (cassava) is the source of this 1810-nucleotide messenger RNA. RefSeq names its product 3,9-dihydroxypterocarpan 6A-monooxygenase. The record is from RefSeq and is a predicted model, not a curated record. NCBI's taxonomy places the organism in Eukaryota, Viridiplantae, Streptophyta, Magnoliopsida, Malpighiales, Euphorbiaceae. The transcript is spliced from 2 exons. Gene Ontology annotation, cellular component: membrane. Bases 16 to 1668 code for a protein of 550 amino acids. Gene Ontology annotation, molecular function: heme binding; oxidoreductase activity, acting on paired donors, with incorporation or reduction of molecular oxygen, NAD(P)H as one donor, and incorporation of one atom of oxygen; iron ion binding.
CAUGUAUGUACAAAAAUGCUACAUAUGCCUAAAUUGGCACUUUCCCAUUCAAAUUCAGUAUAUAAGCAAUCAAUAUCUUUCAUCUCCUACAACCCAAAACCUAAUAGACAACGAAACCUCGUCGGACGUUUGCCCUUACCGACAAUGUUCUACUACCCUCUCUUCCUCGUAUGGUUCUUCACUGCCCUUGUUGUCCACUACCUCAUCAAGACAUUCUUGAAACCUCCUAACCAAAUCUACGCACUGCCCAGCCCUCCAGCUCUACCUCUCAUCGGCCACCUCCAUCUCAUCGGCUCCGUCUUACCCAAGUCUUUCCAAGACCUAGCUCGCCGGUAUGGUCCUCUAAUGAAGAUCCGUCUAGGAGCAUCAACAUGUGUUGUUGUCUCCAAUGCUGAUGUAGCUAAAGAAAUCUUCAAAACCCAAGAACUGAACUUCUCUUCUCGACCUGAAUUUGGCUCCUCUGAAUAUUUCAUAUACAGAGGAUCGAGAUUUGUCACUGCUCAAUAUGGUGAUUACUGGAGGUUCAUGAAGAAGCUUUGCAUGACAAGGCUUCUUGCUGUUCCUCAACUCGAUAAGUUCACUGAUAUACGCGAUCAAGAAAAAGUAAAGCUGGUGGAAUCGGUGAUGGGUUGUGCUAGAGAAGGGAGACCCUGCGAUUUAAGUAGCGAGUUCACCACUUUAACAAAUAACACCAUUUGCAGGAUGGCAAUGAGCACGAGAUGCUCAGGGACUGAUAAUGAUGCAAAGGAGAUUAAGGAAUUGGUUAAGACUUGUUUGCAGCUUGCAGGGAAGCUUAGUGUAGGAGAUAUUUUAGGUCCUCUGAAGAUUUUUGAUUUCUCUUCGACAGGGAAGAAGCUAGUUGGUGCUUUGAAGAAGUAUGAUCGGUUGGUUGAGAGGAUAAUAAAGGAACAUGAAGAGAAGGCCAUGGAAGGUGCUGUUGGCGAAAGGAAGGAUUUGAUGGACAUUUUAUUGGAGAUAUACAAUGAUCCUACUGCUGAAAUUAGGUUAUCCAAAAAUGACAUCAAGUCUUUCUUGCUUGACAUAUUCUUUGCCGGCACAGACACGUCAUCGGCGGCCAUGCAAUGGGCCAUGGGAGAGCUCAUCAACUGUCCAAGAGCAUUCAACAAGCUAAGAGAAGAGAUCAACACAGUCGUAGGACAAAAAAGAUUAAUCAAAGAAUCAGACGUCCAAAAUCUCCCCUAUCUUCGAGCAGUCAUAAGAGAAACCCUAAGGCUUCACCCAUCAGCACCAUUAAUCAUCAGAGAAUGUGCAGAAGACUGCAAAGUAAACGAUUCCACAAUCAAAGCCAAAACUAGGGUUCUUGUAAAUGUGUACGCAGUGAUGAGAGACCCAGAAAUGUGGACAAACCCAGAUGAGUUCAUGCCUGAAAGAUUCAUGGAGAGCUCUGAGGAGAAAAUUGGAGAGCAUCAAAUGGAAUAUAAAGGACAGAAUUUUCGUUAUCUUCCAUUUGGGAGUGGAAGAAGAGGAUGCCCUGGAGCUUCACUGGCUAUGUUGGUGAUGCAUGCAGCAGUUGGAGCUCUAGUUCAGUGCUUUGAUUGGGAAGUUGAGGAUGGUGACAAGGUUGAUUUGAGCCCUGGGUCUGGUUUUGCAGCUGAAAUGGCUCGUCCACUUGUGUGUUUCCCUGUUAAACAUAUGAAUCCUUUUUAAUUAGUUGAAGAAGUCAAUUUCAUGCAAUUUCCAGUAAUAAGCAAAGGCUGAUUAACUGGCCAGUAGUUCUUAAAAGUGUGUUGUUUAGAUGCUUUUAUGUUUAUGUUGCUGUUAAUAUAAUAGAAUUUGAGAAUUCAGACAA